Molecule: messenger RNA, 642 nt
Organism: Emys orbicularis (European pond turtle)
Lineage: Eukaryota; Metazoa; Chordata; Testudines; Emydidae
Gene: EDARADD
Product: EDAR associated via death domain
Exons: 6
Coding region: 1-642 (213 amino acids)
Biological process (GO): signal transduction
Molecular function (GO): protein binding
Source: RefSeq, a predicted model, not a curated record
AUGGCUUCUCUCCAGGACCCUCUGCCUGAAGAUCAUGCUGCAAGAGAGCCCGUGGAAGAUACAGAUCCAAGCACUUUUCCAUUAGAAAUGAGAGAAAAGUAUCCUGUCCAAGAUACACGGCUACCUAAAGAUGAGGAGUACCUAACAGAUAAAGUUACAUUGGAAAUAGCAUCUAUUAACAUCAGGAGUCUUACAUCAGAUUCUGGCCUAAUACAACAGCCAGAAGAGAGUGAUAGUCAAAACAAUACUGGAGAAUCACUUUCAGAUAUGAGGAGCUCCUGCAAAGAAAAUGGCACCUGCUCCUUAUGUUUGUGUCAUGCUCCAACCAUCAGCGACUUGCUCAAUGACGAGGACUUGUUGUACACAAUGAGGAUAAAGCUGGAUCCAUGCCACCCUACAGUAAAAAACUGGAGAAAUUUUGCAAGCAAAUGGGGAAUGACCUAUGAUGAAUUGUGUUUCCUGGAACAGAAACAACAAAGCCCUACGUUGGAAUUUUUGUUGCGGAACAGUGACAGGACUGUGGAACAAUUGAUUGAUCUGUGUAAAUUAUAUCAAAGAAUUGAUGUUGUGAAAGUGCUGCUGAAGUGGGUGGAGGAAGAAUGGCCAAAGAGAGGGAAUGGAACCUAUCAGAAUCACUUCUAG